GAAAAAAAUAAAAAUCAAAAAAAUAUCCUCCAUUUGACCGAGAGGCUCGAGGAAUCUCGGUGGAUAUCUCGUCUCCCGCGGUGACCGGACCCUAAAAACCGUCUAGCGAUCGAGUUUUAAUUUAAGUUCGCGAGAAUUCUAAAGUCGGAUUCUCUUUAUCUCGUUCGGUAUUCUCGUAGAAUGCGAUACACGAAAACAUCACGUUCUAAUCGAUUUUCGAUAGCAACGUAGGAGUGGCCGAGUCACCUUCGAAUUCCCCUGAUGAAACUUUUCUAUUUCAAUUCCACCCGCAUCCCCCAACGUGGUCUUUCGGCGGUAGCAACGCGCGUCGCACGAAUCGAAUUCGACUUGCCGAGGGGUAAAACCACCGCCAUUGAAUCGCACCGGGGAAACGAUUUCCUCAAACCUGCCCCCAAACAAUAAAUAAUUACGGGGCACCGUCGCCGCUCGCCGACCCAACGGCUGAACUCAGGUAGUCCCGGAACGGCUAGAAAAUACAGCGAAGAGUUUUGAAUGGAGUUUGCAGCUCUCGCAUCAGCGACUACUGCACCGGUGCAGCACCCUGGGACGCGGAACGGGUUCGCGUACAUCGCCUCCUCUAUACUGCAGUACACUGCAGAGAACCUCCCGAUGUCGGCGAGGUCGCAUGCGGAACGGGCAUUCCGAUAAUACCUGCCCAUUGGCCCCUGAAAACCUGCGGGGGCUCGGGGUACGGAAGUCACCGUUGUUGCGGUAACAACUGCGGUAACGGAUGCCCCAAGGUAUAAAGUAACAUCGAGUACGAGAUAUGCGCGCUACGAACCGCCGCACGUAUCCGACACGCGUAUCCCAUGGAAUUACGUACGCGAUAAUUCGGAAUUACGAAAUUCAGGGAUUAUCGAGGGACUCGACGACUUUACGAAAUCGUGGAAUCGUCGCUCGCGACUUCCGGUGUACGGAAUUCGGAUAAAGUCUCGCGUCGAAAGUAGCGUCGAGUUUCGAGGUGGUGGUCGGUCGGUCCGAUCGGAGAUUUUGGAGAUUUUCAAGAUUUGGGAGAUCGGGGAGUCGGAGGUCGGCGUCGCGACGCUACGUAAGGCCCAAGGGAGAAUAAGUCUCGUUACUAUGGCGACCGAGGGGGGUACCGGAGGUGUUUUACUCGGGUUUCAUCGUCAAGUAUCGGAGUGAGUCGGACUACGGCUAAGCGAGGCCAACCGGUCCGCUCGCUCGUCGCGGUCUCACCGCGACCAGUCGAAUUCCGUACGUAGUCAGCGAUCGUGGUAUGGCGCUCCGGAAGCGUGCCAAAUGUCGUGUGCAUAAGUAGAAGACAGAAAAGUGUCCGCGUCUUUCAGUUUCUUCGAAUAUCCGCUGAAAAAUUAUUUUUUUUUUUUCUUUCAAAGCGUACACCUUAUCACGAAUUCGAACCACGUGUUACGGAGUGACCGUGCGGAGGGCACGCCGUACGAAUCGUUGGAAUAAAAUUCAAAAACAAAAAAACAAAACAAAAACAGCAUAAAAAAUAAAGGAAGAGAAAGGGGACGGUGAAACGCUCCGCAGGAACGUCGUUUAGAGAUGUUAACUUGGUCGCGACAGUGUUAACUCAAAUAUUGAAUUUGAAGCGUGCGUCAGCCGGAGAGCCACACACUACUCACGGAGUUCGAGGAGCGGGCGACUUCGUGCGCCCGAAGCCAAAUAUCUGCUCGGUCGUUCGAACGCUACGCAGCCAAACUCGAAUAUUGCGUGUAUUCGAGAGAGGCGCCUACUCGUCGAACACACCUGCUGUUAUAUUCUUCCAGGCGAACGUUGGGAUCGACCCAAAAGUAGAAAGAGGACGGAUCCAGAAAUCGCCAAUCGUCGACGCAAAGUCGCUACCAGCUGCGAUUCGAUUCGUAGUUCCCGCCCUGUCUAUGCGUCACGAUUAGUCGGUACUCGUACGAUCGUACGAAAUAAACGAACCGAAUGAAAACGUGAGAAAAACAGCUCGGCAAACACCGAUAUCAAACGUGCUGGUUGACGACGGUGUGUAGGUAGAUACAGUGUGCAAUCGGUGUUAUCGAUUCGGUAUAUAUAUUGUUUUCGAAUUCUUCACGACCGAGUGUUGGAGCGCCAGGCAGUUUUUCUUUUUUGCAAAGGUAAUAACACAUCGCGAGUCAUAAACCGCGAUGAAGAUUCGGUGGGCUGCCGUGUAGCGGAAACUGAACUUCGUGUAUGAUUUUCGAUCGAGUGACCAUUGAGUGGUGUUUCUAGAUAUUCGGGAUAGUCGAAAUCGCGGUAAAAACACGGGACUUCGCGAUCAAUAUCGAGUUGCUGUAUUGGCGACGUCAUGGAGUUACGGGAUGACGCUGUCAAGAAAGACUAAGUCAUCUCAUCGGACAUUAUUUUGGUACAAUACCACCACCCUUCGUUCUUAGUCGAUUAGUCACUAAACGCGUCAUGACCAUGACUAUGUUCGGUACAUUGGUACAACGGCUGACAUCCCCCGUGACAUCGCCUACGUCGGCCAGACGUCGAUUCAAGUCACCGUCUCGAUGGGAAGUCCAGAGUGACCCCGAGGACGACGUCGUACCCGUGAGGAAGUCCAGGGCUAAACACCUCCUCGAUAAACGCAAGAGUAAAAGCCGCGCUCGCGGUCUCAACAUCAGCGAACCUCAGCCGUGCAACACUUCGGCUUCCAGCUGGCACGAUGUUGCGUUUCCUCCACUCAGGGGCACCAAGAGCCUCGGGAGACUAGACGGCAUGAAAGAGGUCCAAAGGCUCGCGGAAUACGAGAGGUACCUCGGGCAAGAGGCUCGAAAUGUCGUAGAAAACGGAGGCGGUGUGGGAAGCGGUGCAGUUCUGCAACGUGGUCAACUCGAGGGUGACCUACACCGAAUCCAAGAACUUUUUCCCGGGGACAACCUACGUCUACACGAACGAGAUGUUCUCACUACGAAAAUGAAAAGCUUAAUACGUAAAAGAAGUAACGGAAAUACGGGACGACUGACCAGGGUACUUUCACAAAAAUGCCUGAACUCAACGAACGGGACAUCCGCCCCAAAGUCGCCACCGAGAACCUUCCUACUCGAAACCCCUGUACAAUUCACCACCGGAAUGCAGUCCCAGGAGAGACACCUGUUCCUCUUUUCGGAUCUCCUUCUGAUCGCGAAAGCGCGAAGUGGCGGAAACUUCAAAUUGAAGCAAUCAGUACGUAUGAGCGAACUCUGGUUAACGGCAGGGCACAUCGAAGAUGUUGCAGAGUCAAAUAAAUCACAAGAUACGAGCUUCGUCCUCGGAUGGCCAACGACGAACGUCGUUGCGACCUUCAUGACCGCAGCGGCGAGAGAUUUGUGGUGGGGACGGCUUACGGAUCUCGUAAGAGAGGAGAGCAUGAAGGAGCCACCAGACACAAACAUUCAAGUAAUUUACCACGACAGCGACGCGAACACGGAAUAUACCAAGACGAUAAUGGUUGGUCCAGAGAUGACCGCAAGCGCGUGUGUCAAUCUGGCAACGCGAUUACUGGACCUCCAGGGCCCCUUCCAACUCUGGGCGAGGACGUCAUCCGACGAGUCUCCCUACCCGCUGAUCGGACACGAAAGACCCUUCGCCAUAAAACUAUCGAAUCUGCGGCACACGAUAUCAGCUGAGGAAGGCUUCGACCUCGAACACUGUAACAAGAGCGGCCACGACAACUGCCAUUUCAUAUUGAGACCCGUACUGAAGUCACCGAUAAAGAAAAACAAGUCCAAAAUCUCUGGACUUCUGAGGAGGUCGCUAUCACUGAAUCCCAGUAUUUUCGGGGUGAACCUUUCGAGGCUCGAUGAAAAUGGCCUGCCGAAACCCGUCCUCGUAAUGCUUCAGCAACUCUUUGCCAAGGGACCCUUCACCCAAGGCAUAUUCCGGAAGUCGGCUAACGUCAGAAUAGUAAGAGAACUAAGGGACCAAAUCGAAUCUACGGGAGAUCCGAGUUGCCUCGAAGACGCCCCCGUCAUAGCGGUCGCGGCACUCCUCAAGGACUUCUUAAGGUCACUGCCCGAUCCCCUCCUGACGUCACACCUUUUUCCGCUGUGGAUGGCAAGUCUUGACACUGCGAAUUCUGUACAAACUAUAAAAAGCAUCCUCGACCGACUACCCAAGGCGAAUUACACGCUGCUCUCGCACCUGAUCUGCGUGUUACAUCACGUCGCGAGAAGAUCUAAACACAAUUUAAUGUGCGCCAGUAACCUGGGCGUAUGCUGCGGUCCAAGUUUACUCUGGUCCUCGAGCCCGUCCGUUAAUCAGAGUAGAGCUAUACCAGCUUUAACCGAAAUGCUCAUACGACACUGCGAAACGUUAUUCGGCGAGAGCGUCACUCAACUUCUCGGCGAAGAGAGGAGCGACAGCGGCGCGGAGGAGAGCACGGAUAGCCUACACUCAGGUGGACUUUCCUUGGAUAGUUUGGACUUGACGGAACCACCUAGGAAGGAUCACAUGUCCUUGUCAAGGGAUUCCGGUCUGACGUUAUCCGACUGCCAGUUAUUUAUUCCGGAGUCCCCUGUGGGCUCCGAAGACUCGGCGGUGAACGCUUCGACAUCCAGUUUUGAUAAAUCUAUCAUAAAGGAGGAAAAGUCGAGCAAAGGGUACGUACGAGUCUAUGGGGGAUGGGAGGAACGUAUGACAACUUAUACGAACGGAAAUCAGGGUAGUAUAAGCCAAAACUUCCGCGAAGAGAAGAGCAACGUUUAUCCGAACCCCAAUUUCCAACGACAAGAUUGGCUGAGAGCGCAACUCAAGCGAACCCCACGAACGAAACUCGAAGAACAGGAACAGAGGAAGGAAAGAUUCGACGAAAAGGAUAUCUACCGGAGAGAAUUUCUGCGGCAGGAUUCCAUGAAAGAGAAUGUAGAAAAUGGCAAAGACAUGUUCAGAUCGCAAAUGGACAUUGCUCAAGAGAUGCGGGCGGAGUACGACAGAUUAUCUCAGCAGGAUGCGUGUACGGAACGAGUGUCGAUACACGAUUCGGAGCAGGAUUUGAACAGCAGGGACUCGCCGCUUUCGGCCGACCGUUACGACUUCAAAAAGGAUCAUUUCGGGGAGUUUAAAAAAGUCAAAUCGGAAGCCUACAUAAAUCGGGAUUCGCCCGUAUCGCAGAAUGGAAGCUAUCAUUCCGGAAGCGAUUUGUACGAGUUCAAAAAAGUUAAAAGCGAAAUCUAUGUCAAUAAAGAAUCUCGAACCGAACACUACGAGUAUAACAAUAAAUCCGAGAACAAUAUAUACGGUAACAGAGACACGAUAAACGACAUUUACACGACCAGAGAACAGGGUGAUCUCUAUCCCUUCAAACAAGCGGAAGCUAUCGAUAUCUAUGGAGAUGAAGAUGACGGUGAACGCAUCUGGCCGGAUACACCUCCACCUUUACCUCCUAGACUCAGGCACCUGCCGCCGGUGCACAUGAGUCUCGACGACAGGCACAAAGUGGCCAGCAGAUCCAGGUCUCUACCUCCACCACCACCCUACCGACCUCCACCGCAACCCCGAGCCCCGAUCACCACAAGACAUCUUGGAUACCCAAGAUCCAUCGUCGAUGAUGAAAGUUACGUUUGAUUAGCUGCGAUUUACAUUUUUCGAAAUCAAAGUACAUAUAUCUGUUAUUCUAUUCGCGUCGCGGAUUAAUUGGAUAAUCAAAAUUUAGCUCCCGUUUGACUGUUUGAUAUUUGCUCUCGGGGAUGAUUGACGUGUAGAUGUAUGAUGUAUAUUUACAUGUUUCCAUUUUUGGGAAUAUCUGUAAAAUGUUACGGGUGCGAUUCAACGAACGUUAGCCGUUCAACAGGGCGAGAUCGUUUAUUAAAGAUUAGGAAAGGAACGCAGAAGAAGCGCAGUCGUGUAAUAAUUCGGCAACGCAUAUCGUCUAAUAAAAUAUGAUGUAUAAGUUUCGGAAUGAUUCGGCUCGUCUAAUUCUGUUGAUGAAAUUAUAGAUGUCACACGUCAUAUUAUGUGAUCGCGUAAUUCGUUGCGAUCGGAUCGGAAUACGUGGUCUUGCAGUGCGAUGGUUCACCUAGUCUAAACUCAGAAAACGUUCGUUAGGGCGUAUUUAGAAAGAAAAGUACUGAAUUAUAUAUUUCGAUGUAAGUUUAGAUCACAUAUACAGAUUAUAAUGAAUGCGCAUAAAAAUACGUAACUAUAUAUGUUAACAUAAACCAUCGCGAGUUCUCGCGCGUUUAUUAUUUUUUCACUAUCAAGAAGAACGCUCCAAAACUAUAUAAAUCUUGCGUUUAGAAAAUAUAUUCUAUUGAAAAUGUUGAUAUAGUGACGCGAUAAAUCACAGCUUUUAUACCUAUAUACUGACAAUGAGUUCCAGGGUGCUUCCAAACUUAACAUAGGUUACUAUAGAUAUGAGUAUAUCAUAGCUAUUAGAAUUAAGCAUAGCUUGUAAAGAUACUGACAAGACUCGGAUUGAGGUAAUACCAUUUUUCUUGUAACAUAGUGAGCAAAUUUUCUAUAUAUAGGAGAAGAAACACACACACCUCGUUUUAAUCAUAAAACCAGAGAAAUACAAAUUAAUGACGCAGAAAUUUUUUGACACAAGAUUACCAGUGGCAUAAUCAUCAUCCUAAUAUUUUUCCUCAUCAUCCGCAUAUAAUUUAUAUUUUCCCCGUGAAAUUCAUCGAUUUGCUUCGUAAUAUUUCAUAAUCACACGUUAGCCAGCCAUUUAUAAAUUCAUGAAAUUCUUUCACAUUCUGAUAUUUUGCGAGAAUCAUUUUUUUUCUCGUAUUCGGUAUAAACUGACCAGUCUUUCCUUUGGUAGAAAAAACAUGACAGUAAUUACUACCUUGUAGGUACAUACAUAAGGUAAUAAGUAGCUCUAACAUUUAUACACGUUAACGCCGCUUUGUUACACGAACGAAGUUAUUAUGAAAGUGCGAUUAAUAUUGUAGAAGUUUAUUAUAAGUAAAAUACAAAAAAUAUUUGGAUUUUUGUCCAAUUUUUCAUUUGUACAUAAUAUUAUUAUAAUGUAUACUUCUUUUUUAUUGCUAUAAAUGUAUGAGCAUUCACCUUGAUGAAUAAGAACAAUGCUGAUUAAAUAUGUAUACUUAUCUAGCUAAAUUAUACGACAUACUAUCAAAGUAAAUAUAUUUCGUAUUUUAUACAA
This is a messenger RNA of Athalia rosae (coleseed sawfly), 7084 nucleotides long. RefSeq names its product rho GTPase-activating protein 20-like. Gene Ontology annotation, biological process: signal transduction. Bases 2410 to 5538 code for a protein of 1042 amino acids. The record is from RefSeq and is a predicted model, not a curated record. NCBI's taxonomy places the organism in Eukaryota, Metazoa, Arthropoda, Insecta, Hymenoptera, Athaliidae. The transcript is spliced from 8 exons. Gene Ontology annotation, molecular function: guanyl-nucleotide exchange factor activity; GTPase activator activity.